Messenger RNA from Xiphophorus couchianus (Monterrey platyfish), 3505 nucleotides. RefSeq names its product nucleotide-binding oligomerization domain containing 2 (gene nod2). The transcript is spliced from 11 exons. Gene Ontology annotation, biological process: regulation of apoptotic process. The record is from RefSeq and is a predicted model, not a curated record. The coding region runs from base 274 to 3264 and encodes 996 amino acids. NCBI's taxonomy places the organism in Eukaryota, Metazoa, Chordata, Actinopteri, Cyprinodontiformes, Poeciliidae. Gene Ontology annotation, molecular function: protein binding.
GACAUCACCGUGUUGCCUUUCCAGUGACAACUGGUGUUUUAGGGGAUGUUUUAGAUGCUGUGUUUCACUUGUAACCAAUAGUUACUCUCAUUCCACUUGACAUACAUGGCAUCAGAGUGAGUUUCGCUUUCACAUGUGGAAUGAGGAAGGGGCAGGUCUUAAGCUCUUAAACAUAUCUGCCUAAAUAACAGAUGGAGAGAAAAGAGGUCAGUUGUUAAAACCUUACAGAUGUGACUCCAGAGGCAGCAGAGGAACAAGCUUACUGCCACAGGCAUGGGAGCUGACAUUAUGAUGGCAUGCUUGCCCCAGGAGCUUUUACUGAAACGACGUGCUGAAAUUCUCCAUGCGCUCUGCAGCGGCGGCUCUGUCGAACAUCUAGAAAGAGUCAUCGACAUGCUGCUUGCCCAAGGGGAGCUCGGAUGGGAGGACUGCCAAAAUGUUCUGGUACCAGGAAGGGCUCUAUACAGCAAUGCACGGCAACUGCUUGACUUGGUUUAUACAAAAGGUGCAGACAGCUGUGAGCUCUUCUUCAAUGCGGUCAAACAGGUCUUGCCAGAAGCUCUGGGAGACACUUUCUUCUUGUCAGGAUGUCAUUCCACUUUAGAUUACAAAGAAAAGCCUCAGAGAACGUCCACUGAGGAACUCUUGACUCAAAGGCCGGACCUCGUCCUCAAGCUCCAGGGUUGUAUUGAUGGUGCUCUGAGAGUGCUUGUUGAAUCAGGCCACUUUUCCCCCACAGAUUGUGAUGGAAUUCAGCUGCCUAUUUACACUCCCUCUCAACAGGCAAGACGUCUACUUGAUCAUGUCAGAUCCAAAGGAGAGUCAGCGUCUUUGGUAGUCCUGCAGUAUGUUCAGCAAAGCCUAGAAUCUGAAUCAAGCCUGGAGCAGACAAACCCAAGCCUGACUAAAGAAUUUGUGAAAUACCAGAAGAAAUUGAGAAGCUCUGUGUCGGCACAGUCCCGCUUCCUUAGUACUUAUGGAGGGACCAGCCACAUGCCCUUAGAUGACAUCUACACUGAAGUCCAGAUGGAGCUACCGAACAACAGUGCUGAUAACUACAAAUCUAUGGGCUUUGAGGAAAUAAUUGGGCCUGUGGGGUCAGUAAAUGAUGAUGCAGACACAGUGCUGGCAUCCGGGGAAGCAGGAAGUGGAAAGAGCACCUGGCUCCAGAGGCUACACCUUCUUUGGUCUCAAGGGAAGGCCCUCCAGGACUUUCUCCUUCUGUUUCCAUUCAGCUGUCGCAGGUUGAACUCAGAGCAAAGGGAUCUGUCAGUACAAGAGCUGCUGUUUCAGCACUGCUGUUGGCCAGACAGGGGGCAGGAGGAGAUCUUCCAGUUCAUUCUGGAUCACCCUCAUCUUGUCCUCUUCACCUUUGAUGGUCUAGAUGAGCUCAAACAAAGCUUUGCAGAUGAACAUAGGAUUUGCUGCCCCAGCCAGCGUGCACCUGUUGAUGUACUAUUAUUUAACUUAAUCCAGGGUUCUCUUAUGAAAGGAGUGAGAAAGGUUGUCACCAGUCGUCCAGAGGCGGUGGGUCCUGCUUUGAAGAAACACUUACACAAAGAGAUCCAUUUGAAAGGCUUUUCCCUGUCUGGCAUUGACUGCUUUGUGAGAAAACAUCACAGUGAUCCAAAUGAGGCUGCCAAAGUCUUAGAAUCACUACAGGCAAACACAGCUUUACUUGGACUGUGCCACAGUCCAGUUCUCUGUUGGAUAGUCUCACAGUGCCACAAGGAACUGCUUGGAUGUGGUGAGGGAAGCCUGCAAACAAUCACUGAUGUUUACCUGAUGAUCUUACAACACUUUUUCCAGCACCACAGCACUGUUAAGAGUGCCAUGGGAGUAAAUUGGCUGCAGGAGAACCUUGGGACAGUCUUGCAUCUUGGACAGCUUGCCUUUGAGGGAAUAUCAAACUCCAGUUAUAUCUUUUCAGUCACAGACAUGGAGACAUGCGGUGUUACUGAAUCAGAUAUCUGCAUGGGCUUUCUCAUUCAAAGCAAGGAUAUGUCCCUGGCCAACAGUAAAUGCUGUGAGUUCCUACAUAUUACAUUGCAAUGCUUCUUAGCUGCUCUCUUUGCCAUUUUGUCAAGAAACACUGGUUGCUCAGCUAUCUCUAAACUCUUUGAGCUGCAGGAAAUGAAGAAGAAGAGGCUUAGAGGUACAUGCUUUGGAGCUUGUCUGAAUUCAACCAACAUACCGAACAUUGUCAAGGAACAUUCUACAAUGGCAGAAACACCAAAUCUGCAGAUCACAGCCACCUUUGUGUCUGGACUUCUGUCCCAGCGCUAUCAAAAGCUCUGGAUCCAGUGCAGCUCUAGUGUUUUGGUAGAGAAGAAGACUAAACAAGCAGAAAAAUGUCUUUCAAAAGGCAUGCAGCAACAUUUCAGGUCAAUUCCUCAACCUGUGCAGGGAGAGAAGAAAAGCAUGCAUGCAAUGCCAGAAUUUGUUUGGCUCAUCAAGUGCAUCUAUGAAAUGCAGAAUAGCAGACUUGCUAAAGAUGCCAUGAGUAAGCUAGAGGCUGAGCACCUGAAAUUGACAUACUGUAACAUCGGCCCUGUGGAGUGCACUGCACUUGCUUAUGUGCUCCAACACCUAAAGAAUCCUGUUGGCAUCCAGCUGGACAACAAUUCAGUUGGCGAUGUUGGAGUGGAGCAGCUUCUACCCUGCAUGCACAUUUGUAACUCUCUAUACCUCAGAAACAAUAACAUUACAGAUGAGGGCAUCCACAAACUGAUUGACAAAGUCAUCCACCUUCAAAACUUCCAGAAAAUUGCCCUUUUCAACAACAGGCUAACUGAUGCUUGCACAAAGCAUUUUUCUUACCUGCUAAAGACCAGACAAAAUUUCCUGUCCUUAAGGCUAGGUAACAAUAACAUUACAGCAGAAGGAGCAAAGCAGCUGGCAGAGGGACUGAAAUUCAAUCGUUCACUGCAGUAUUUAGGGCUAUGGGGCAAUAAGAUAGGCAAUGAAGGAGCAGAGGCCCUUGCAAAUGCUUUGGAGAAUAGCGAGUCCAUUGUGUGGCUCAGUCUUGUAGGCAAUGGUGUUGGAAGUGCAGGGGCUUGUGCCAUGUCUAACAUCAUCAGGAACAGCACAUCACUGGAGGAACUCUGGUUGACUGAGAACUGCAUAACCAGAACAGGGGUAGAGUCUCUGACUCAAGCCCUAAAACACAAUCAUCAUGUCAAGUCAGUAUGGUUGAAAAAUAAUGACCUCACUUCAGCAGAGAUUGAAGAAAUGCAGCAGACUGACUCACGACUUGUUUUCUGAUUUGUUGUGAUGUCAUUCAGAGGUUAUGUUUUGGAAUAUACCCAUUAUUUCCAUACAAUUGUUGAUGGGAUCAUGUAUACAGUGUGUAUCAUAAUUUGUACAGUGUGCAAAGUGAAAUGUUUUUAAUGACUUUUUAUUCUAAUUUAUUCUUAUUUUAGUGUAUUUGUUUUUACUGUUGCAACUUGAUGUCAGUGUCAUUUUGUGCCUAAUGUGGAAUAACUAUAAAGAUUUUUAUAUUCAA